GUAUAUUUUGUCAACACAAUUUUAUAUAUAAGAUAUAACAAAACCUUGUGUUAGCCAUAUCUUCAACUUCUCAAAUCCAUGGCUAAUGGAGAUGAAAGCAAUAAUAAGCUUCACAUAGUUAUGUUUCCAUGGCUAGCUUUUGGUCAUAUUAUCCCAUUUCUUGAACUUUCCAAAUUCAUAGCUCAAAAGGGUCACAAAAUUUCUUUUAUUUCAACUCCAAGAAACAUUGAUCGUCUCCCAAAAAUUCCAUCUGAGUUUUCCAAUUCCAUAACUUUUGUAAAAAUCCCACUUCCCAAAGUUGAUGGCUUACCAGAAAAUGCAGAGGCCACUAUGGAUAUAACAAAUGAAGAAAUUAUUUAUCUCAAGAAAGCAAUGGAUGGUAUGGAAAAAGAGGUGACUAAAUUCUUGGAGAAAAAUACUCCUGAUUGGAUUAUUCAAGAUUUUGCGCAAUAUUGGUUAGCUCCUAUUUCAACAAGAUUAGGGAUAUCAAGAACUUUCUAUAGCAUCGUCAAUGCUUGGUUCAUUUCCUUCCUUGGUUCUAUUGAGAACAUGAUCAACACCAACAAUUGUUCACCACCCACGUUGGAGGAAUUUUUGGUACCACCAAAAUGGAUCCCAUUUGAAACAAAGGCUGCGUAUCGCAGCCACGAGGCACGUUGGAUGGUGGGGUCUAGCCAGAAAAAUGUUUCUGGCGUUUCAGACCUUUACCGUAACGGUGUCACACUUAUAGGGGUUGAUGCUAUUAUUAUUCGUCAUUGUCACGAGUUCGAAGGUCAGUGGUUGAAGUUGCUAGAGGAUCUUCAUCAUAAGCCCGUGCUUCCUACGGGGUUGAUGCCACCUAUAUUGGAAAGUAAUAGCGAUGAAACAAAUGAAUCUUGGAUAUCGAUUAAAGAAUGGUUAGAUGACAAGCCUAAAGGUUCGGUGGUUUAUAUAGCACUAGGAAGUGAAGUGACCAUUGGUCAGAGUGAAAUCAAUGAGCUAGCUCUUGGACUGGAGUUAUCUGGAAUAUCGUUCUUUUGGGUUUUGAGGAAGCCAUCCGGGUCGGGAAAUAUUGACCCGGUCGAGCUAUCGGAUGGGUUCGAGGAAAGAACUAGCGGUCAAGGCAUAAUAUGGAGGAGUUGGGCACCUCAAUUGAAGAUUUUGAGUCAUAAGUCAGUUGGUGGGUUCUUGACUCAUUGUGGAUGGAGCUCGAUUAUAGAAGGGUUAAUGUUUGGUCAUCCGUUGAUUAUGUUACCUUUUUUGGUUGAUCAAGGACUGAAUGCUAGAAUUUUAGAGGACAAAGGAGUUGGUGUAGAAGUUCCAAGAAACGAAGAGGACGGGUCCUUUACGGGGGACUCUGUGGCCAAAGCAGUAAAGCUAAUAAUGAUGGAAAAUGAUGGAAAGAUAAUUCGAGAGAAAGCAAAAGAAUUGAGUUCCAUGUUUGGUAACAAAGAUCUUCAUGAUAAGUACAUAGAAAAUUUGAUUGAAUUCUUGGAAGAUAGUAGAAAAGUGUCGAAUGGACGUGGAUCUAAUUAGAUCUUUAUGUAUGAAAAUUUUCCCACCCUUGCCAUUUUUUUUUUUUCCUUUAUUGUUAUUUUUAUCUUGUUUGUUGGAAAUGUUAUUAUGGUGAUGUACAUCUACAUGUCAUGUUUACGUGUACUUGCUUCUCAUUAUCUUGGGUUUAUUUAAUUAGACUAGAAAGAAGAAUCGUG
Lycium ferocissimum is the source of this 1691-nucleotide messenger RNA. RefSeq names its product putative UDP-rhamnose:rhamnosyltransferase 1. NCBI's taxonomy places the organism in Eukaryota, Viridiplantae, Streptophyta, Magnoliopsida, Solanales, Solanaceae. The transcript has a single exon. Gene Ontology annotation, molecular function: UDP-glycosyltransferase activity. Bases 79 to 1515 code for a protein of 478 amino acids. The record is from RefSeq and is a predicted model, not a curated record.